Zerene cesonia (dogface butterfly) is the source of this 3195-nucleotide messenger RNA. RefSeq lists its product as uncharacterized. The record is from RefSeq and is a predicted model, not a curated record. The transcript has 6 exons. NCBI's taxonomy places the organism in Eukaryota, Metazoa, Arthropoda, Insecta, Lepidoptera, Pieridae. The coding region runs from base 294 to 1226 and encodes 310 amino acids.
ACUGAACUGUCUGAAAAUUGCAAACUAUGAAAGUGAAGUGUAUUGGAAAGUUUUAAUAGUACCUACCGAUUCAACUUUCAAAUAAUAUCCUUAAAAAUUUUAAGUAGAGAUGUUUUGGUGUUGAAAACAUCUCUUAUUAUUUUUAAUUUCGAGUUAAAUUUUAGUAAAAGCCGUAAUUGUUGGUAUCAGUUCUCAAUUUCUAGGUUAUUAUCCUACAAAUAAAACAAUCGAGAUCAUAUGUGUUUAUAAAAUCAAAACAUUUGUUCACGGCAUGUUUUGUAAGUGUGUAGAAAAUGUCGAUUACUUCAAAGGCCAACAAAGAAAACUUUCGUCUCUUGGACUUAUCCAGUGAUGAGGAAUCAGAAGAUUUGCAAUUAGAGAUAAUUCCAAAUAGGAAAAAGAAAAUAUCAAGAAAAGAGAGGAACAGAGGUGUUCAAUCGCGAGCCGAACCAAAUAUUGGGCAGGAGGUACAAUGUGCACUAUGCUGGGCGGUGCGAGGUACCCUGGUGCUGUGGCUGCUGAUGUUGACGUGGAUCUGUGCUGCGCUGUACGACCAAGUCACUACCAUGAGAGUUGACAUUGCUAAAGUAACAACCACGAGUGGCGGGGUCGGGGAUGCCUUGCAAGUUUGUCAUACAGCUGCGAAAGAGCUGAAAGCGAACGCGAGCGAGCUAAGUGCAAGGAUACUCAAACUGGAGUUGCAGCACGAAGAGCUCUCGCAGCGGAUGAAGAAUGCCCAGGAGGAGUUAGCUCUCGUCUCGGGACAGUUGUCCGCAGCGCCAAAGUUGGCUGAUACUCCGAGGAGAAUCGCUGAGUUGCAGCGGACUGUAGCUGACUUUGGGUCGCAGAUAAAAGGCUUCGACAGCGCAAUAGAGUCGGCGCACAAGCAAGCACUGACCGCUACAUCCAGUGUAGAGGAGCUCAGGAACUACGUAGUGCACCUAGAGGAGAGAACUAACGACACCAUCGCGAACGUGUCGGCCAAUUGGAAGAGGGGGGAGGAGUUUGGAGCUCAGUUGGUGGCAUUGAAUACGACGAUAGGGAACAGAAUGGAUGGGUUGCAGGCGAUCCUUGAUGGGAUGAAGAAACCAGUAGAAAAAGUAGCAGAAAGUGAAACACCGGUAGCAACUAACGCGCCCACUGCCGCCCCCACCACUACCACCACUUUACCACCUGGUCCAACAAAGCCAAGCGUUCUCAAAAUGAAGGAGACAGCUUCAAGUUAAAACAACGAUUGCUCACAAUUGUCUCAAAGGCAACAUUGCGUCCACGCGACAAAUACGACGUAGUUACGGGGUAGGGUUGGCGUAACUGGGAGGGGCAGGGGAGGGCAUGGAGCACUAUAUAAUACAGAUAUAUCCUUUUUUUAAGGGAAAAAGUUUUGUUAAAGAAAGCCCGUUAAAACAACUUGAAAAAAUGAAAAAAUGGUUGGAGAACUUAAAAAAAUUAAAAAAUCUGGAUGUGUCUGAUGCUAGAAAUUUUUUUUUAUUAAUUAUGAAAUUUUUCGGAUACAGUAAUGGUGAAAAUGCCAAAAAAAUUAAUUCGCUGGAGUUUUUUUUUGUUUUUACCUAGUUACGCCAACAUGUAGUGAACGAUCCCUCCAAUUUAGAUGGGUUAAGAGUUGCCGUACACAAAAAUGAAUCGUUUAUUUUUUUCACAUUUGUUUAUCAUCUACUGGUAUACACGGCUGUGUAUUGUACGGAGGCCAUGUUGAAAGAUAACAUUUAUUAUGUUUUAAAAGUGUUUUUGUGUGAGAGUUAUCUUCUUUCAUGAGACUGUCGCGUAGAAGUUGUUUUAUAGAUUGGGAAUAUUUAUGAAAUAAUAAGCGUUUAUUUUAGUUACUUGUGUCGGAUAUAGAAUAAUAUUUGAUUGUAAAGGGAUCCUUGUAUAUCGCAAGAUUUAGAGGAAUAUUUCAUCUGAAAUAUAUUAAUUCGAUAUGGCCUUCGUAAGUACUAGACUCACUUGAUAGAACCUAGUCUAAUUUAAUUUUAUAACUUUUAUUUAUAUUUUAAUAUUAAAAUUAUUUAAAAAUAAGUUAAAUAUUCUUUAAGUUCAUUUCAGCAUUUCUCUUUAAAUAUUUUUUAGAAAGAAAGGAAUGUAAUAGAGUUAUAUAAAUAAGGUAAUAAAGUGUCAACUAAUUUUUACAGAGAUGCCAACGAAUUCGAUCUCAAACUAACAAUGAUAAGAACACACUGGGUGAUUUAUAUUCGAUAUAUAAUAUUAUAAGGAGUUUAACCCGGUGCAUAUAGCUUGUUACUAAAAAUGAAAAAAAAAUUAAACAACGUGAGUUUAAAUCUAGUAUUUGACCCCAAAAUUUCCUCCUAAAUCGAGAAGGAAUUAAAGAAAACAAUUGUCAAAUUAGAAAUUCGAGGAGUUUUAAGAAAAAUAAAUGAAAAAAUGCAAGCUUAAUAGAUCUAUUGUCAUGACUGACAUGACUUAAUCAGAUGGAAUGUGUAAUUAAAUUUCAUCCAUAUUGAUUUGUAUUUAACAUUAUAUGCACUGGGAUAAAGGCCAUGAAUUGAUGUAUGAUAGUCACCUAAGCUAGUUUCCAUACUUCGCCACGUUAAAACUUGAAGUUUUUUGAAAAAUAAUAGUUUAUUAAGAAUUAAAAUUCCCCAAAAUAGUAAAAUUGGUUAGGGACAUAUUUUAUUUGAAUUCGUAAAAAUUGCCUCAGCUUUAUUUGCCUAUUAUGGUCACAAAAAUUAUUCAUUUAAUUUUAGUUAAAACAAAUGGUGUUCAUCGAUUUAUCUUGAAACCUAAUAUAUAUCCAAACUUAAUGUAGAUCCAAAAUGUAUAAAUUAUAUUUUUUUUUAUUAUUUGCCAUGGGGUGCUUUCCGUGCUGUCCCAUUUAAAUUUUGUCUAAUUCUGUCGAUUUAAACACCUUUGACGGAUAUACAAGAUAUGGAAUGUAUAGCGCCUGUCUUUUAACUUAAAACUAUUUUAUUCAUACAUAAUUCGUCAUACUUAUUAUUUUUGUUAAAAGAAUAAUAUUUUAAAUUCGUAAAAUACGUCGCGAUGUAUGGGACCGAGUUAUGUGUGCAGUGAUUAUUGCAAUAACAAUGAGUGAGAACUCGAUACCAAUGUAAAUAAAUAAAUCUAUUUAGCUAGUAAGAGGGUCCGCUGCGUGUUACUGAGUUGUCGUGUGUGGAUUUUAUUGUAAUAAAUUAUUGUUAAUAGAUCAAUAAUUAUUAUAAA